GAAAUGUUGUCGCUUUUUGUAAAGUACACUUUACCAUGAGCAAUUGAACAGUUAAACAACAAAAUAAACAAAUUGAACUUUAUAGUUCAUGAAAGACCCGUUCACUUGAAUUUUUUCAGAACGAAUUAACAAAACUCUGAAAAAGAAGAGGUAUAUUUGUUUGCUUGCAACAUGAAUCCGCUAACAAAUAUGCGAAAUGUGUUAAAAUUAAGUGAACGUGAACUACAAAAUCCCAAUGGCAAGAGCUGGCAUGAUAUGUACCGCGGAUCCGCAUGGAUAUUUAUAGCCGGUUUCCCAUACACACUCUCCGAGGGGGACAUCGUCUGCGUGUUCUCCCAGUACGGGGAAAUUGUCAACAUCAAUCUGGUGCGGGACAGCAAGACAGGCAAAUCGAAAGGAUUCUGUUUUCUAUGCUACGAGGAUCAACGUUCAACGGUGCUGGCUGUAGACAAUUUAAACGGCAUAAAAAUUCUCGAUCGCUCACUGCGCGUCGAUCAUGUGGCGGACUACAAGCCCCCCAAGGAUAAUGAGAAACUGGAUGAGGAGACCUUACGCCUCUAUAUGGAAGGAUGUGCGCCCAAGCCAAUAACUAAACCAGUGUCCGAGGAAUCAAAGCACAGUUCAAAGACUAUCGAUAUUAAGAAGGAAAAGACAAAGCAUAGCAAAAGUUCCAAAGAGAAAAAAUCCAAGAAACGUCGAAAUAGCUCCGAUUAGUAAUUUAUAUCAAUUAUUUAUUUUAAGUACACUAAAUAAACUAAUUCUGAAUAUUUUUGUAAAAA
Messenger RNA from Drosophila innubila, 779 nucleotides. RefSeq names its product RNA-binding motif protein, X-linked 2. Gene Ontology annotation, biological process: mRNA splicing, via spliceosome. Gene Ontology annotation, cellular component: catalytic step 2 spliceosome; U2 snRNP; precatalytic spliceosome. NCBI's taxonomy places the organism in Eukaryota, Metazoa, Arthropoda, Insecta, Diptera, Drosophilidae. The transcript has a single exon. Gene Ontology annotation, molecular function: RNA binding. The coding region runs from base 172 to 714 and encodes 180 amino acids. The record is from RefSeq and is a predicted model, not a curated record.